Molecule: messenger RNA, 1223 nt
Organism: Onthophagus taurus
Lineage: Eukaryota; Metazoa; Arthropoda; Insecta; Coleoptera; Scarabaeidae
Gene: CSN5
Product: COP9 signalosome subunit 5
Molecular function (GO): protein binding; metallopeptidase activity
Source: RefSeq, a predicted model, not a curated record
UUUAAAUUUCCCGCAAAAAUUGAGUAAAUUUGACAUUGUUAAAUGUGUUGAAUUAAAAUAAAGAAAGUUAAAAACGAUUUAGAUUAAUUUUAAUUAAGAAGGAUGUCGCAAAGAAGCGGUUCUUCGGAUUCGCAGUCCAAUGUGGCCCAAAAAACAUGGGAAAUGGCUAAUAAAAUCGAAACCAUAAACACCAUAGAUGAGAUUUAUAGGUAUAAUAAACAACAGCAGCAAGAUAUUUUGACUGCAAAACCAUGGGAAAAAGACCCCCAUUUCUUUAAAGACAUAAAAAUCUCGGCUUUGGCUUUGUUAAAAAUGGUGAUGCAUGCUAGAUCUGGAGGUAACUUAGAAGUUAUGGGGUUAAUUUUGGGGAAGAUUGAUGGAAAUACCAUGUUUGUUAUGGAUUCUUUUGCUUUACCUGUCGAGGGUACCGAAACUAGAGUUAACGCUCAAGCACAAGCUUAUGAAUAUAUGAGUUCGUACAUGACAGCAGCUAAAUUAGUUGGAAGAGAAGAAAAUGCAAUUGGUUGGUAUCAUAGCCAUCCUGGUUACGGUUGUUGGUUAUCCGGAAUAGAUGUAACAACUCAAAUGACUAAUCAAAGUUAUCAAGAACCAUUUGUUGCGAUUGUAAUCGAUCCGGUUCGUACUAUUUCUUCUGGAAAAGUUUGUUUGGGUGCUUUUAGAACUUACCCCAAAGGUUACAAACCCGCUAAUGAUGAACCGUCUGAAUACCAAACAAUUCCCUUGAAUAAAAUAGAAGAUUUUGGUGUUCAUUGCAAACAAUACUACUCAUUGGAAGUUUCUUAUUUCAAGUCAACUCUCGAUAGAAGACUCUUGGACUCUUUGUGGAACAAAUACUGGGUAAACACUCUAAGUUCAUCAAGUUUAUUAACCAAUGCAGAUUAUACAACCGGACAAAUGGUUGAUUUAUCAGAAAAAUUGGAGCAAUCGGAAACCGCUUUAGGUCGUGGAGGGUUUAUGGUUGGGGGUCCGGAUCCGCACGAAAAACGCACUGAAGAUAAACUUAUGAAAGCCACUAAGGACAGUUGUAAAACAACAAUCGAGAUUAUUCAUGGUUUGAUGGCUCAAAUGAUCAAAGAUAGAUUGUUUAAUGGGAUUUCACCAAAACCAGUUGGUUAAUUUCUGUUGAUAUAUUACUUAUUUAAUUGUAUUGGCAUUCAAAAAUUCAUUAAAAACCUAUAAUUAAUAAAGAUUAUAAUUUAGGA